This is a messenger RNA of Condylostylus longicornis, 1131 nucleotides long. RefSeq names its product actin-like. Bases 1 to 1131 code for a protein of 376 amino acids. The transcript has a single exon. Lineage: Eukaryota; Metazoa; Arthropoda; Insecta; Diptera; Dolichopodidae. The record is from RefSeq and is a predicted model, not a curated record.
AUGGGUGAAGAGGCUACACCAGUUGUCGUUGAUAAUGGUUCUGGUAUGGUGAAGGCUGGCGUUGCUGGAGAGGAUGCGCCUUCCCAUGUCUUCCCUUCGAUCAUUGGCCGACCGAAACACGCUGGAAUCAUGGUCGGAAUGGAGCAAAAGGAUUGCUAUGUUGGUGAUGAGGCUCAGUCAAAACGUGGAAUCCUCCAGCUAUCCUAUCCCAUUGCCCAUGGUAUCAUCACAAGCUGGGAUGAUAUGGAGAAGAUCUGGCACCAUACAUUUUACAAUGAACUACGUAUUUCUCCAGAGGAACACCCGGUCCUUCUUACAGAAGCGCCUCUCAAUCCCAAAAGCAACCGUGAAAAGAUGGUCGAUAUGAUGUUCCAAACAUUCAACUGCCCAGCCACCUACGUCUCAAUUCAAGCCGUUCUUUCUCUUUAUUCUUCUGGGCGCACGACUGGAAUAGUCAUGGAUUCUGGUGAUGGAGUUUCCCACACAGUUCCCAUCUAUGAAGGUUACGCUCUUCCUCAUGCUGUGAUGCGCUUGGAUUUAGCUGGACGUGAUUUAACUGAAUUCAUGAUGAAAAUUUUGCACCACCGUGGGCAUUCAUUCUCCACUUCUGCGGAAAAAGAGAUUGUCAGGGACAUCAAAGAAAAGCUUUGUUAUGUGGCACUUGACUACGCUGAAGAAUGCAAGAAGGCCGAAGAGUCAGAUGAACUCGAUAAGACGUAUGAGCUUCCUGAUGGGAAUAUGAUUGUCGUUGGGAAGGAAAGGUUUGAGUGUCCAGAAGGUCUUUUCCAGCCUGCUUUACUGGGUCGUGAAGCCAAGGGCGUCCACUACACAACAUUUGAUUCAAUCAUGAAGUGCGAUGUCGAUAUUCGACGAGAACUCUAUUCGAAUGUCGUUCUGUCUGGAGGAACCACGAUGUAUGAAGGUAUUGGCGAGCGCAUGACAAAAGAGUUGACGGAUCUUGUACCACAAACAAUGCAAGUGAAAGUGAUUGCCCCUCCAGAAAGAAAGUUUUCAGUCUGGAUUGGUGGUUCAAUUCUUUCUUCUCUGUCUACUUUCAAUACAAUGUGGAUCACUCGGGAGGAAUACGAUGAAUCAGGGCCCUCCAUCGUUCACAGAAAGUGCGUCUCUUAG